Topomyia yanbarensis is the source of this 1195-nucleotide messenger RNA. RefSeq lists its product as uncharacterized. The coding region runs from base 82 to 930 and encodes 282 amino acids. The record is from RefSeq and is a predicted model, not a curated record. The transcript is spliced from 5 exons. NCBI's taxonomy places the organism in Eukaryota, Metazoa, Arthropoda, Insecta, Diptera, Culicidae.
GAUCGCGUGGUGAUUUAACAAAAUUAAGAUCAAAUUCAACAAAAUUCUCGUUUCGUUUUUUAUAUAUUUAUAUAUUCAAAUAUGGAGAAUAUGCAGAUAGAAGUUUCUCCGCGAACUGUUCUACGGAUUCAGCGUGAUCCUUCCGUGCUCCAACAUUUAUUGGAACAAUCUAAUUUGAUGUGUGUCAAUCAAGAUCCGUCGGAAAUAACUACGCAGGAAACAGAGGUAGCUUCGCCGAUUAUUUUCCAGGAAACAAUUGCUAACGUAGGCGGAUCAUCAGAUUCGUUGAUCGAAUACGAUGCAUACGAAGGAACGUCCCAAAGGAACGUGGCAGAAAAACCAACAUGGGAUGAAGCUGCUGUGAAGCUUCUAAUCUCCUCGGUCGAAGAAAUUCGCCCAUCGGUCGGUAAAGCAAAUAAAUAUAAGACUAAGCAAAAGAUGUGGCAGGAAAUACAAGAGAGGCUGCAAAGUUACGGCUACGGUUUCACCACUAAACAAAUUUCCAAUAAAUUUUUAAAGCUGGAGCAAUCAUAUAAGCAAACAAAAGACCAUAACUCAAAAACUGGACGAGAUCGUCGGUCCUGUCCUUAUGAGAAGGAGCUAGAUGGUAUGCUAAAAAAUACAGCUGCUGUUAACGCCUUUCACACAGUUGACGCCUCUGGUACAAUAAACAUGGAGAAUUUGGAUCCCGAAUGCAGCAAUGACAAGCCAGGUACAUCAAGAAACACAAACGAAGAUCUCGACACUCAAAAGGAAAGGUCUAGACGGAAUCGUAAAGACGAUAUAGUGAAUGAGUUGCGCCAUAUCAGAGAAUCCAACGAAGCAUUCCAAGAUAAAGUUCUGGAAAUUAUUGAAAAUGCAGAACAACAGAAAAUUAAUGCAAUGGAGGCACGGAAUGCGCUCUUUGAAAAAUUUAUUAAUAAGCUGUAAUUAGAUGUAACAAAAACAUGUGUUCUACUACAGUGUUUUCGCUGGUUGGUCACUUUUUAACUGAACCGCUUUUUAGUUGAGCCUCCGCUAGUAAAAGCAUAUGAAUGUAAAAUUUCGUAUCAAAUUCAAUUUGACAAGCUGACACUAGUUAGAGAUGUUAACGAAUCGAAUUCGUUAGUUGGACAGAGGCUGUGGCCCAACCAGCAAAUCACGACUGUAUUACUUAAGUGUCUUGACUAAAUUCUUAUCUUUAUCGAAAUAAAUA